Petromyzon marinus (sea lamprey) is the source of this 3222-nucleotide messenger RNA. It is a transcript of the gene CIAO1, whose product is annotated as cytosolic iron-sulfur assembly component 1. The record is from RefSeq and is a predicted model, not a curated record. Gene Ontology annotation, molecular function: protein binding. Gene Ontology annotation, biological process: iron-sulfur cluster assembly. Lineage: Eukaryota; Metazoa; Chordata; Hyperoartia; Petromyzontiformes; Petromyzontidae. Gene Ontology annotation, cellular component: cytosolic [4Fe-4S] assembly targeting complex.
CCAUCUGAAGGGGCAGCAGAGCGGCCAUCAUCGCUAAAUCCGCCCACUCCGGUGACGACUUCGGCGCGUCCUACGGGGAGAAAUCUCACAAAGACAAUAGACGACAAAUGUCGCCCCAAAUCCACUCAAAAAAUUCCACUCGACGAACGCGCUGAAAUUUUGUUGCAAUUUAACGCGCCGUCGCGACGGAUGUCGGCGGAUUGCGUUCGCUUUCCCCUGCUGUUGGGGGUUGUUCCCCAAUUUGCCUACGUAACGAGGUCGGCCAUAUUGGGCCUACACCGCAGCAACCCUGCCGUGUAAGACGUCAACCAUUGCCGAUACAGAGCAAGACGCACAGAUGAAAGGCAGCCUGCAGGUGCUCCACAGGCUCGCGGGCCACCAGGACAGAGCGUGGUCGGUGGCGUGGAGCCCCAGUGGAGCUCUGAUCGCCAGCUGCGGUGGAGACAAGACGGUGCGAGUGUGGGGCAGGGAAGGCGAUGGCUGGGUGUGCCGCUCGGUUCUGGCCGACGCUCAUCAGCGCACGGUGCGAAAUGUGGCUUGGUCUCCGUGCGGGACCCGCUUGGCCUCUGCGAGUUUCGACGCUACCACUUGUGUGUGGAGCCGACGCGACGGUGAUUUCGAGGUGACUGCGACUCUGGAAGGACAUGAGAAUGAAGUGAAGGGCGUGGCCUGGGCUCCAUCAGGAAACCUGCUGGCCACUUGCAGUCGUGACAAGAGUGUCUGGAUUUGGGAAGUGGACGAAGAGGAAGACUAUGAAUGCGCAAGCGUUCUCAACUCGCACACGCAGGACGUCAAGCACGUUGUCUGGCAUCCCAACAGCGAGGUGCUGGCGUCGGCAAGCUACGACAACAGCAUCCGCCUGUACCGCGAGGAUGGCGACGACUGGAGCAGCUUUGCCACGCUGGAGGGGCACGAGUCGACCGUGUGGAGCAUCGACUUCGACGCGACCGGGCGCCGCCUGGUCUCCUGCGGCGAUGACAAAACCAUACGCAUCUGGCAAGAGGGUGCGGCUACCAGCUCGGGGGUCGGCGCCACGUGGGAGUGUGUGUGCACCCUCUCUGGCCAUCACACACGAGUCAUUUACGACGUCUCUUGGUGCAAGCUCACGGGCGCCAUAGCGACAGCCAGCGGAGAUGACACCAUCCGAGUGUUUGAGGAGGAGGCUGUGCCAGAAGGCGACGGGAAAAGCCCUCGGUUCUACGAAGCCGUGUGCGUUCGCAAAGCGCACGACCGGGAUGUGAACUGCGUGGCGUGGAGUCCCAGUGACCCGGGGCUGCUGGCGUCGUGCGGCGACGACAGGGUGGUGGCGAUCUGGCGCUAUGCGAGGGAAAGCGCGGCGAGCGAGGCGUGACGGCUGCGUCUGCACUCGCAUUUUGAGAGAAAAACUCGGAUCGUUUACUGUCACCUAAUCAAUUGAAAUUUGACACGCCCACUGAAGCUCGGUGGUUUUGUUGCUACCGUGCCCAUCGCGCACACUUGUGUACACAAUGUCUGCAAAGCAGGGAUAGGUAUUGGGGGGGGGGAGGGGGGGUUCGAUUUUUAUUCUGUGCUAUGGAAUAAUAGUGGAGUCGGCUGGUGCUUUCGAGCAUGCAGACACCAGGUGUGCCAUGCCCAAACCGACUACAACGGAGUGCACAUUGAGCCCUCCAGAGUCGUUUUUGUUUGCUUUGUGGUCCCCGAGAGAAUUAAUAUCAUGCCCCGGAGACCGGCAUCAGCCAAAUGGCAGUGUGGUCUCAAGCUUGCAUCAUCACAGCUUGGUGUUGCAGCUUGCACCAUGGUGAUGUUUGAUACUGUGCAGUUAAGUAUUGCGAUACGUGGUCUUUUGCAGUCAUUUCCACACCAACGACAAAGGAGAUAAUACAACGACUUACAAAAAAUAACAAUGUAAAUGUGUUUCACUCUGGCCAAAUUACCUUGUACAGGCUAACACAUUAAAUGUGUGCAUGUUCACACCCAUGUGCAAAUAAUGUCACUAAACACAACUGGGUGUUCAUCCACAACAACUUACUUGAAAUAGACCAGGAUACAACUAUUGAAUAAGCAGAUGGAUAACAAAUGUUCGGAGUGUUUGAUGGGGAAAUGAAUUUGAGAAUAAAAAGCAACAGUGAUUUGCCUAUGUUGACCAUUUACUAUUAGGCACAUUGCAUACAGUAACCUUAAAGAUCAUAGACGUCGACAAUGACAAAGGGAACAAGUACUUAAAGUACACAGAUAACAAUGGAGAGAUCCAUGCUGCACGUUACACAGAGAGAGAAAGCGAAACAUGGGUCAGGGGAACGCGCAUCAGUCAUCGGUGACCUUUAAGAAAAGUGGGCUUGGGCAUUGCACGUUGCGAGAAGGGUUGGAUCGUCAGUGGGCAAGGCUGAUGACAGAGUGGCAGCCAGAGGAGGGAUCUUGCCUGGGAAAGCAACCACCAGAGAGAUGGGGCGAUGAGAUUCGCUCACGUGCGGGAGUGAGAUGGAUUGUAGUAUCUCAGGACCAAGGGGGGUGGGAGGCCUUCAUCUAGCAGUAAACAAAACAUGGCAGAUGGUGACAUUGGUUAAAAGUAUUGUCCCCCCCCCCCAUGAAAGCAAUGCAUGUCUGUUGUGUGAAUUUCUUGUUUCCAAUUUAAUAAAAAAAAAUUGGCCCAAUGAAAAUAUGGAUUUGUACAUAAAAUCGACAUUGAGAUAAUGUACAAAUGUUUCAGAUCACGUAAUGAAUUAUUUGUUAAAUGUAAGUGCGUAGUCUUUGCCCAUACCCUUAAAGCAAACCGCUUUUUUGUUGCGCAUUAAAUGCAAUACCCCCACAAUUGCGUUAUCUAUCCUCAAUAAUCUCAUUCCCUCACGGUGGUUGCAGUAACAUGGCUGUUGUGGCCCUAAGCAUUUUUUUGGGGCUCCACAGCUGGGUCCCAGUAAAAGCAGCCGAGAUGGUGGGAAAAUGAGUGUUGGCUUGCACUCUGACCUCCAGGUUUAUUCUGGAACGUGCUGUUUAGUCUGGCAGGAUCAGAGGGGAAGCGGUGAGGGGCCUGUCUUGCACGCACUUGUUAUGGCCGCCUAAUUCUUUUUUUUUUAGCCGAGCUUUACAUGCAAUCGCAAAAACCAGAGCAUGUUGAAAAUUUUAAAGAGUGUUGCUGUGUGCCGUUCACGUGUUGUCAUUUGCUUGAUAAAGGAAAAAAAAAAACCUUUGUUGAUAGCCGGGUUGGUAAUGUUUGACUGAUUAAAAAUUAUAGUUUGUCACCUGAAA